Messenger RNA from Oncorhynchus nerka (sockeye salmon), 1886 nucleotides. RefSeq names its product proline-rich protein 15-like protein B. NCBI's taxonomy places the organism in Eukaryota, Metazoa, Chordata, Actinopteri, Salmoniformes, Salmonidae. Bases 285 to 608 code for a protein of 107 amino acids. The transcript has 2 exons. The record is from RefSeq and is a predicted model, not a curated record.
GAGAGAGAGAGAGAGAGAGAGAGAGAGAGAGAGACUGCACCUGUGACAGAACACCUGAGUGUCAACAUAAGGAGGACUGAGAAACUGAGUGAAUGUGAAAAGAGAACAGGAACAGGAAGAGAAAGAGAGAAUAAUAAAGUAUACGAAAUUAAUGCAGAACCUCUAACUAGGAGAGCACUAAGAUAUGGUUGGACAUUUUCACAUCUGAAAUCCACUCCCUCUCCAGGACAGAGACCAAUUCUCCAUCAACAAGGUCAAUCCCCCCUCCAGUCUCUGUUUGUGCCAUGGCUGACCCUAGCUGGUGGAAGCUGACCUUUUCACCUACGAAGUCUGAGGCAAAGGUUCCGUACGAGAUCCCUCAAGAGUAUGGUAAUAAUGAUAAGGAACAUCACAACAGCCCUCAGCUCCCCACAGACCCAAUGGACAACCAAUUCAGUGCCAGACUGGAGAAGAUAGUGGAUAAGUCGGCCACUAAAGGUCGCCAUGUUAAGGUGUCCCACUCUGGUCGCUUCAAGGAGAAGAAGAAGAUCCGUGCCACACUGGCUGAGAACCCCAUGCUGUUCUCUGAACACAGUCUCAGGGAUGAGAACCACAGGGCAGAGAAAUAGCACAUAACCAGGUGCAUGCUUUUUAGGCUCUUUUUUUAGUCAUGCAUUACAGACAGCCACACCAUUCACGACACCAACACAUCCAUAAUCUUAUUGGUACAAAACAUAUAUACACUCCCAAGAUGGGCUCCACACCUAAGUACACAGAUAAUACUGUAACCAGCUGAAUUAUCAUGCACAUCCACAACACUGUUCAAGGUUCAUUGAUGCAAACAUAUUAGAAUGGAUGGUAUUUUUCACCAGCUCAUUCCUGAGCUCACUGCACUUGGACAACACUAAAAAUGUCCAAGAAUAUGGCAAUAUGUUGCCUGUGUCUUUACAAGGACUCAUGACCAGUGACCUGGAGGGAAUUUUUCACUGUAGUAUAAGAUAAAUAAAUUAUGGAAAAUGUUUAGCUGCAAAAAUUCAUCUGUUAUAAAUGUUAGUUCCACAUAUUUUGUAUAUUUAAUGACCUGUAAUGAUAUGAAGUAGUCUAGUUUACGACAUGGUGAUGUAAGAAUGUGUAAACUGGGCCCUCCAUCAGGGAUUUAUCAUCCAGUUUGUCACUUCAUCGGAGUCCAGUUGGUGGCGAGGCUUGGGCAAAUGGAGUCAGAAAGGAGAUGUGAGGGAUACAUGGUAUUGAAGUGAUCACAGAAAAGGGCAUGUCUAUCCAUAAGAACAAGUCAGAGUAUAAUGUGAUCCAGUGAUUAUUUUAUUUAUAUACAGUUCUGUUUCAUCUGACACGCUAAAAAGAUCUGCAUGAAAUAAAGUUGAUUGAAAAACAUCAAAAUGUCAGUCAAGGUGUAUGGCAACAUACUUAGUGGUAGGUCAAAUGUAGCUUUUUUUUAUUUUCCCCAAUUUUGUGGUAUCCAAUUGUUUUUAGUAGCUAUCUUGUCUCGUCGCUACAACUCCCGUACGGGCUCGGGAGAUACGAAGGUUGAAAGUCAUGCGUCCUCCGAUACACAACCCAACCAAGCCGCACUGCUUCUUAACACAGCACACAUCCAACCCGGAAGCCAGCCGCACCAAUGUGUCGGAGGAAACACCGUGCAACUGGCAACCUUGGUUAGCGCGCACUGCACCCGGCCCGCCACAGGAGUCGCUGGUGCGCGAUGAGACAAGGAUAUCCCUACCGGCCAACCCCUCCCUAACCCGGGUGACGCUAGGCCAAUUGUGCGUCGCCCCACGGACCUCCCGGUCGCGGCCGGUUACGACAGAGCCUGUGCGCGAAACCAGAGUCUCUGAUGGCACAGCUGGCGCUGCAGUACAGCGCCCUUAACCACUAACACCGACAUCUUU